Fimicolochytrium jonesii is the source of this 3090-nucleotide messenger RNA. RefSeq lists its product as uncharacterized. The transcript has 3 exons. Gene Ontology annotation, molecular function: protein binding. The coding region runs from base 163 to 2943 and encodes 926 amino acids. Lineage: Eukaryota; Fungi; Chytridiomycota; Chytridiomycetes; Spizellomycetales; Powellomycetaceae. The record is from RefSeq and is a predicted model, not a curated record.
GCGACAUCACUGACGACUCGCAUCUGAAGAGGUAAUAUCAGUGUAUCCAACCUAUGUUUGGCAAACCGCUUACGGCGAGAGAGUCACGGCUGUAGGUAGUCUCGGGGAAGGCUUGUCGAGGAGGACGUUUGGGCCAGAGGGUAUACUCCCUCGAACUGAACAAUGCUGUGGCGAAGAAACCCCGUCCGUCCGCGCACAAGCUGCCAAGCUGGCCACCGGACCGCCCGAUCUCUGGCGUCCGCCUCCGAUGGCUCACCCGGCGACCCCUGGAAAACUUUCCUCGACUGGUUCAUGGAAGCCUCCACGGCCCCACACCACCGCCACCAAUCCCGCCGGCGAUGUGCAUCCAUAAAUAACAGGCGCCACGCCACUCGCCCCGUCGCGAACCCGGGAGCAGACCCAUUCCGGAUGCCUGAGCGCAUGGAUAACGAGAUUCAGGUUUUGUUCCCGAAUGUGGCGGGGCCGGCGCGGAGUCGGAGGAAACAUUCCACGAUACCCACCCCGCCCGGCGUGACGGCUGAGAUUCAGUCGAUGUUGAAUAACCUAGGAUUGGGGGCGGACGCGGUGUUGGAGAAACAUGCGACGGGAUCGGGGGGAGGGUCACAACAACCGCCCCAAGGUUCGCGAGUCCAUCCGGAUCUGCUAAAGAACUACAAUCCCCAUGCACAUAGUGCGAAUUAUACAACGGCGGCGCAGCGGGGUUUCCAUUUCACUGCACGGACGCGCGCCGCCGCCGACGAUUACAGCGAGGCGAUAGACGCGCUGCUGGAAGACAAGAUCGAGACGGAGGCUCCGAUUUUAGGGAGAACAGGAAAACAGCGCGAGAAGCUGCCCGUAGACCGCACCCCCGGCAGCGUCUUCGAGCUCAUCCACCUCCUGCACGAGUACCGCCAGAAGAUCGCCGAGGAAGAAGGGCUGUAUACCCAGGACCUGCACCAAGACCGCUCGGCGAUCUGGCGCACCUUUGAACGAGUCGCAAAAGACGCGCCGGCGGAUCUCGAGCAGCUGCAGAAGUUCGAGUUCAAAGAGAUUUGUACCGUAGCGAAGAUUGCGAGAGUUAGCGCGCCUAGACGGUUGGAACGCGUUAAUCUGCUGCUCAAGUCGAUGUCGGCUCGUGCCGUAACACCGGGGGUGUGGGGUUACGAGGGGUUGAUGUAUGCCCAUAUUGGCACGGAGGGGGCCGUGAAGGAAUGUACGAGGAUAUUGGGGGAGAUGGUGGCGCAGGGUGUUGUGCCGCGAUACCUCACCUACAAGAUUCUGCUGCGUGUACUCAUCGAGGGACAAGGCGUCGAAGCCGCCCGAUCCUGGCUGUUGAAUGAGGUGGAAGGGAAAAUGGACGUGGAGUCGCGGGGAGACAUGGGAACGAGCGUGGAGAAGCUCAAACCCAACCUAUUGCUCUACAACGGGCUCGUCCACGACUACGUCUCCUCCGGUGACAUGACCAGCGCCUGGCAACUGGUCGACUUGAUGCGUGAGAAAGGUCUUUGCCCCAACGUGUACACCUACAUGUUCCUCAUGCACGGGUACGGCAAGCGCGGCGAUCGGGACGAGAUGUUCCGCACCUUCGCGGAGAUGGUCAAGAACGACAUUAAACCUGAUCGCGCGGUCUACGAUACCCUUCUCGCUGGGCUGCUCACUGGCGGGCGUCGGCAGCGUGAUUUUGAACAGGAGGCGGAGACCGGUGUCAGGCCGGAAGACCAGCGCGCGACGACGAGUGUGACACAUCAGCAGCGACAGGCGGCGUCGGAUGACUUGCUGGCGCAGGCGACGGAGGUGUAUGAGGAGAUGAAGGACUCCGGGUUCAAACCGGGGCUCGUGACGUAUAACAUCUUCAUGCACGCGUUUCUGGAACGGAAAGAUCUGGCGAAAGUGCGCGCGUUGUUUGAUGAAAUGACUAUGGCGGGGAUCAACCCGGACGAAUCAACGUACUCGCUCGCAAUCCGCGCGUGUAUCUACGCCCGGAACCUCAAAGGCGUCGACGAGGUCUUCCAGCACAUGCUAAACAGCGGGAUCGAGCCCGACAUCGUCGUCUACGGAAAUGUCAUGACCGCCCACGGGCAGCUGGGCAACCUCGAGAAGAUCCGCUACUACCUCGAAGACAUGCGGCGGCGGCAAUACACGCCCAACUACCACAUCUGGCACAUACUCAUCAACGCCUACUGCCAAGCGCGCGACAUGGACGGCGCCGCGGCCGUCGUCAAAAGAAUGCAGGACAACGGGCAUUUUAUAACCGAGCUGACCUACAACACCUUAAUGCACGGAUACGGUCUCGUCGGCGACCUCGAAGCCGUGCACCGCACCUUCGACGCCAUCAAGCACCUUCGCGUCCGCACGUCCAUCUACUCCUACAACAGCGCCAUCGCCGCCUUUGCACGUAACGGCGACCGCGACGCCGCCAUGCGCGUCUACCUCUCCAUGGUCGAGAAGGGAUACCCGCCCGAUACCGUCACAUUCAACAUCCUGAUCCACAUGGAAGCCUCCCGCCUCGACGCGGCGGGGGCCGGGGACGUCUACCGUAACAUGAUCGCAAGCGGCGUCGAGCCCGAUGAACAGACGUACAUCCCGCUGAUCGAGAUGCAUUCCAUGCGGUACGAUACCGACCGCGCUGCUGCGAUCCAACGCCACAUGCUCGCGUUGGCCCACACGACCGGGUCGAUCCUUUCCCACAACGCGGUCCUCAAAGGCCUCAAACGCCAACGCGACACUGCAAAAGCCGAGCAAGAAUUCGCGUUCGCGACUGAAGUCCACAACGUGGCACCGGAUAUACGCACCUUCGACAUGCUGGUCCGAGUACACGCCUACAAAGGCGACGUCGCAUCCGCGCGCAAAUGGUUCGAAAAGGCAAGGGAGGAGUAUGCGAUUACGCCGGACGUGCAGCUGUGGAACGCGCUGUUGACGGCGUUUGUGCAUGCUGGGGAUCCGGAGGGGGCUUUUGGGAGGUGAGGAGACGCGCGACGGGGAAGAGUGUGAGGAGGGGUGGUGGUGUGAGGGCGGCGAUUCAGAUGAGUUUGCCGGUUGCGGGUGCCGGGGCUGGGCGGCCAGGUUUUGAUGGUGUAGGGGUUGCUGUCGAUCACACGACACCGGAGGCAU